GGAGAGAGUGGGAAUUCCGCCCCACUCUCAGGGGGCGCUUUCACACCCAGGUUAGGCCUGGAGUUUGACGCGUUGAUGCUUGCCACGAUCUUACGAGGAAACGGGGCUCGGAUAAAUUCGGGGAAUUUACAUAGUAAAGAGUCUGCUCGCAGUGCCUCGCAUGCAUCUGGGAGAGCCUGGCCACACAAAUUAUGCCACCGCGUCAUGCUCAGGGAGCUUAGUCCCAGCUCUUGGGCCAGGUGUUGCUCAGAUGCUCAGACACGCGUGUGAUGGGAGUUGGUAGAGAAUCUGUGAACUCUUUCCCUGCACCCCUUCUUCCAUCUUACCUAUCUCUUUAAGCCAGCCCCUCCAAUCAGAUAGGUGGGCCAAGCCAGAUUCAUGGGAGUCAUGCCUGACUUGUUUUUCUCUUAUCCCAAAACCGCCACAUUCAGUCAGUCCAUUACUAAGCCCCAAUCACCUCGACUUACAAAACAUCUCAACUCGGAGCACUUGUCUUCAGCUGCCAGCCUUGGUUACUGUAAUGGUCUCCUGUUUCCACGGUCAUUCAUUCCGCAUUUACUGAGUGCCAGUUAUGUGUGGGCACCAUGCUAGGUGCUAGGGUUAGAGCGGUGAACAAGAAGGUAGUUGGGGCCUUGCCCUUUCUUGUUCCCUCCAAUCCGUUCUCCAGGCUAAGCAAGAAUGAUCUAAGUCUGAUUUUGUUGGUUUGCUGAGAACUCUCUGGCUGCCCAUUACCCUUCUGAUAAAAUCCAAGCUCAUUACUGUGUCUUUCAGAGCCUUCCGUGAUCCAGCUGUUGCCUCCCUGUCUAGCCUCAUUCUGUUCCCUUCUCUUGCUCAGUCUCAGUUCUCGGAAUGCAUCAAAUUUCCUGUUGCCUCAGGAUCUUCAUCUGAACUAUGUGUCUUCAGGGCGGGCACCGUGUUGCAUUCAUCUUUGUACCCCCAGCAUCUAGCAGUGUUGGCAUGUAGUAGGCACUCAAGAAAUGUGUGUUGAAUGAACGAUGCCUGUGACAAGUAAGCGGACUUUAUUCUUUCCUGACCCUUGCUCCUAUGACACACCUCCUCCUGACUGCCACUGUCACUCCUUCAGAGCAGAACUCCUCUAGGAAGUCUGGAUGGGAAACAGCCAUGGCCAAGGACAUCCUGGGUGAAGCAGGGCUGCACUUUGAUGAACUGAACAAGCUGCGGGUGUUGGACCCAGAGGUUACCCAGCAGACCAUAGAGCUGAAGGAAGAGUGCAAAGACUUUGUGGACAAAAUUGGCCAGUUUCAGAAAAUAGUUGGUGGUUUAAUUGAGCUUGUUGAUCAACUUGCAAAAGAAGCAGAAAAUGAAAAGAUGAAGGCCAUCGGUGCUCGGAACUUGCUCAAAUCUAUAGCAAAGCAGAGAGAAGCUCAACAGCAGCAACUUCAAGCACUAAUAGCAGAAAAGAAAAUGCAGCUAGAAAGGUAUCGGGUUGAAUAUGAAGCUUUGUGUAAAGUAGAAGCAGAACAAAAUGAAUUUAUUGACCAAUUUAUUUUUCAGAAAUGAACUGAAAAUUUCACUUUUAUAGUAGGAAGGCAAAACAAAAAAAGCCCCUCAAAACCAAAAAAACCUCUGUAGCAUUCCAGCGGCUUGACCAAUGACCUGUCACAAGAGGUGGCGUGUAAGGAACGCAGCCCCCUGAAGACAGCACUACAAGUCUGGGGGAGCCAGUUUUAAACAUCAGUGCACAGCUGCUGCUGGUGGCCCUACAGUGUACGUUCUCACUUCUUAUGCUUAAUUGGAACUAAGCAGUUUGUAAACUUUCAUCCUUUUUUUGUAAAUUCACAAAGCUUUGGAAGGAGAAUACAUUUUUGUUUUCAAA
Molecule: messenger RNA, 1837 nt
Organism: Macaca mulatta (Rhesus monkey)
Lineage: Eukaryota; Metazoa; Chordata; Mammalia; Primates; Cercopithecidae
Source: RefSeq, a predicted model, not a curated record